AUGGCACUCUGUCCAGACUUCGACAUUUUCGACCUAUCGAAUGCGUGUGUGCGUUCCUCCUGGGCAGCUAUCAUCCCGAGCGUGUUUGUUUUGGUCACCUUGGCCACACAAUUCACCUUUCCUGUCCCCCAACAGUUGCGACCUAGUCUUUUGGCGCUGAAGCGUCAGUUUACGCCAUUCCUUCCACUUCCUGAGGCGGAGGCUCUGGCUCAGGCGGAGGAUCUGGCUCAAGGGGUUGAAGAGGACAUCGAAAUUGAUAGUCGGACACCUCCCUGGCAACAUUUGGUGCUCUCGUCAAUCGCUCUGCUCGAGUGUGUGGCUUGGCUGGCAAGUGGAGCAUUUAGUGUGGGGCUUGAGCAGCUUGGCUGGCGCGCCAUCCACCAUUUCCUCAUUUCCACGACAUGGCUCUAUGCCUUUACUUUCUCAACCAUGCAAGCCACAGCAACGCCACCUUAUCGUCUUCUUGCACUCUAUGUUAUCCAUUUCUGUGGAGGCUUAUUGCAGGCCAACGGAUGGUUAACUCUCGUCAACUUGAGCUGCAUAACUGUCCUGCUGGUUACUAUCGUGCGAAUGCCUAUGGCUAUACCUUCUAAAUCUACCAGAAGAGACGAGAUAGGCCGGAGUAUCUCACCCGAAGACUACACGUCACUUUGGCGCUGGGUCACCUUCUCCUGGAUCUACCCAAUAAUACAGCGCGGUCUUCGGGUGACUAUCAACGAGUCGGAUGUGUGGAAUCUUUCGCCGACUUUCAGUAGUCAUCCACUGUUUCUAGCAUUCAGUGCUCUUCCUCAGAAGUCGUUGCUUGGUCGAUUAUGGGCUGCCAACUCGUUCGAUAUGAGCAUGGACUUUCUGUUGACCUUGCUGAGCGUCAUACUCAGUUACGCUGGUCCAUUUUUCCUCAAGCGUAUUCUUGACGCAUUUGAAUCUCAAAGUAACAAGCAAGUUGUCUACCUCUACGCCGUUCUCAUUCAUUGCAUAUUGUUAAUCGUGCCACAGUCCCAAUGUGAUCUCAACCAUUUUUGGUUCGGGCGCCGCGCAGGCACUCGCCUGCGCUCCGAACUCAUGGCUGCCAUUUAUGAUAAGGCCCUUAGGCGAGUUGACCUCAGUGGUGCAGUCUCCAACGACAAACAAGAGCAAUCGAGUCCUGGCGCAGACACCGGCAAGAUCGUCAACCUCAUGUCAAGCGACGCCACCCGAAUCUCCACUCAAGUCAUCAACUGGUACAUGAUUUACGGUGCGCCGAUGGAGAUACUCGUCGGCUUCAUCAUGCUGUAUCAACUCCUUGGGUUUUCCGCGUUCACGGGCUUCGUUGCUCUCAUACUUGGCUCGCCUUUGAAUAGCGCUUUCACGCGAAACAACGAACGCAUUCAGAAAGGCAUGCUCAAAGCUCGCGAUGCCCGAAUGGCGUCUGUGACGGAGCUCAUCAGUGCUAUUAAGUUCGUCAAGUUCUUUGCGUGGGAAAAACGAUGGGUGGAUCGUGUGUUUGCUGCUCGUAACAUCGAACUGGGAUGGCUUGUUCAGGCGCGGGUCAAUGGGAUCGGGUUCCUUGGCCUAUGGACACUUACACCGAUCUUGGUUUCUGUCAUUUCGUUCACGACUUUCGUCCUGUUAGGCAAUGAAUUAACGGUGGGAAAAGCCUUCACGGCGAUUGCUUUGUUUGGGAUGAUUCGGCAGCCCCUGAACAUAAUUCCUACUUUUGUCGUCCAGAUUUUACAAACGCGGCUCUCUGUCGACCGCAUCGACGCUUUCCUAAACGAACCGGAGGUAGAGCUCAAGAACGUUCGCUCAACCCCACUCCAGGAAUCGGCUUGGGCUCGUGGGCUUGGCUUCGAUAAUUCCUCGUUCAAGUGGAACGAAAACACGCGAGACCAGAAUGUCGAGACCACCAACUCAGAAACAGACUCCAAUUUUACCAUUGAUGGGAUUUCAGAACGCCAAUUCGAACUCAGAAAUCUAUCAGUGUCAUUUCCGGAGGGAAAAAUUACUGUGGUAACUGGUCCGACUGCAAGUGGAAAGACUGCAUUACUUAUGGCCUUAUUGGGUGAAAUGACUGCCCUUCCCGGUGGCCGUUUGAUGAUGUCGAAAAAUCCCAACAAAAUCGACGACUGGGGGCAUGUGUAUGGCUUUUCAUACGCCGCACAAUCUCCGUGGCUUCGUCAUCAAUCAAUCAAAGACAAUAUUCUAUUCGGUUAUCCCUACGACGAAAAGCGAUACAACGCGGUCAUCGACUGUUGUGCGCUACAUCCAGACCUCGACCUGCUCGAAGACAGAGAUGAUACAGAAAUUGGCGAAAAAGGCGUCAGUCUGUCGGGCGGACAAAAAGCAAGAGUUGCCCUCGCACGUGCAGUGUAUGCUAAGACUCGAUAUGUGCUUCUGGAUGACCCCUUGAGCGCUGUGGACAGCCAUACAUCCCGUGUCUUAUACGAGAAAUGCCUUUGCGGUCCUAUUUUGGCCCAUAGGACGGUUGUGCUGGUCACUCAUCACGUCAAGCUUGUUCUCCCCGCUGCUAACUAUUUGGUCCGAAUGUCCAAUGGCCAAAUCGAGACGCAGGGGUCAGUUUCUGAGUUGCGAGCGCAGAGGAAGCUCGAUCAAAUUACGCAUGACGCCGCGGUUGAGGCUGAGCGGGAAGGUGUCGUCGAAGAACAGGAAACCAGUGCAGCAAUGGGAAGCAACUACAAUUCAGAUGGCGGUCCGAAGAAGGUCCCUCGAAAGUUCAUCGAGGACGAGCACCGUGCGACUGGAGGUGUAAAGCGCCAAGUCUAUAAACGAUAUCUACAAGCCAUGUCGUAUUGGAUAUGGGGUUUCAUGGUCCUUUCGGUCGUUGGCUUACAGUUACUAGGUGUCGCAGAGAAGUUGUGGAUUAAGAUCUGGGGCGAAGCCUACCAGGACAGCGCACUCGAGGUCGAAACAGCGCUGCCAAACGGAGAUUCGUCCAGCUUCCGAUGGCCUACUGCGCAAGAGCAUCCCCUUUUCUACAUCAGCAUAUACUCCGCCAUCGGCUUGGUGACUGUCCUCGUCACUGUCAUCUCAUCUGCAGCUCAGAUGACUGGUGCAUAUCGAGCUGGCCAAACCUUUUUCAAUGCGUUGGUCGUCGGUAUAGUUCGCGCGCCAUUUCGCUUUCAUGAUACAACUCCGCAAGGCAGACUUCUUAAUCGCUUCGGGAAAGACAUGGAAACUAUAGAUUUAUCCAUCGCUACUGCACUUCAACGAGUCAACCAAUAUCUGGGCACUUUUCUCGCUGCCUUCAUCACGAUCACUUUCGUGGCUCCAACAUUCAUAUUCCCCGCUCUCUUUAUUGGAUAUUGUUACUAUCACCUCGCUGUUGGCUACCUUUCAACCGGACGCGAUCUCCGUCGAAUGGAAUCCAAUUCUCGUUCCCCCAUAUUCUCUGAUUUUGCAGAGGUCUUACAGGGCUUGGUUACCAUCAGAGCGUUUGGUGCCGAGAAAAGAUUUCUUGACAAUAUCCACAAUCGGAUUGACAUGACUACAAAGAUGUGGUACACUUUCUGGAUGACAAACGCAUGGCUCCAGCUCAAUUUUGACUUCUUGGGCAGUUUGGCGGUUCUCCUGGCUGCGCUAUUCUCCAUACAUUAUUUAUCGCGCGAUGCGGGUCUUACUGGUUUGGCGAUCACGUCUGCCCUCAAUAUUACAUCAUCAGUCUUCUGGACCUGUUACUUCUGGACUCAGCUCGAGCUAGACUUGAACUCCGUAGAAAGAGUCUCGGAAUAUCUAGAACUGCCCCAAGAGCCACCUGCGAUCAUAGAAUCAAGCCGUCCGCCAGCGUAUUGGCCCUCAACCACCGGCAAUGAUGCUCUCCUAAUUGCCGACAACCUGACUGUCAAGUAUGCACCAGACCUUCCUGCGGUUAUCAAAGACGCGUCGUUUUGUCUGAGAGCUGGUGAACGCAUCGGCAUUCUGGGGAGGACUGGCAGCGGAAAAUCUACACUUGCCAUGAGCAUCCUUCGUUUCACGGACCCUUCCAGCGGACGCAUCAUCAUCGACGGCAUGUCAUGCAUCGAUAUCACCAAGAUCGGAGUAGAGGAUUUGCGGUCUAGAUUGACAUACAUUCCUCAAGAUGCAGCACUCUUUUCAGGAAGCCUCAGAGAGAACCUCGAUCCUUUCGGCGAGCAUACGGAUGCAGCUUGUCAGGAGGUUCUUCACCGUGUCCACCUUACAACAGCAUCCUCUCAACCUAUUCAUGGAGUUGCUACUGGUGAGCAUCCGGCAUUCAGCACAGCGACAACAGAGGAGGAUUCCAAAGUACACCUGUCCCUUGACACUCCCAUUUCGGUUGGCGGGACAAACUUCUCGCAGGGGCAGCGACAGCUUAUUGCGAUGGCACGAGCAUUACUGAGGAAGAGUGCAAUCGUUUUGCUGGAUGAGGCGACAAGCAGUGUCGACUUCGAGACCGAUGGCAAAAUCCAGAUGACCAUUCGUGAAGAAUUCACGCAGUCGUUACUUCUUACAAUUGCCCAUCGGCUCAAAACCAUAAUUGACUACGACAGACUGCUGGUCCUCGACAAGGGCAGGAUAGUAGAGUUCGACACACCACAUGUCCUGAUUCGGAAAGAGGGUGGGAUUUUCCGGGAAAUGUGUCGGAAGAGCGGGUACUUCGAAGAGUUGGACGCUGCUGCGAAAGAGGCAUCGGCCGAUCUCAGUAGAUGA
Messenger RNA from Mycena indigotica, 4665 nucleotides. Its product is annotated as ABC bile acid. Gene Ontology annotation, biological process: transmembrane transport. The transcript has 29 exons. Bases 1 to 4665 code for a protein of 1554 amino acids. The record is from RefSeq and is a predicted model, not a curated record. Gene Ontology annotation, molecular function: ABC-type peptide transporter activity; ATP hydrolysis activity; ATP binding. Lineage: Eukaryota; Fungi; Basidiomycota; Agaricomycetes; Agaricales; Mycenaceae. Gene Ontology annotation, cellular component: fungal-type vacuole; membrane.